AUGCUGCGGCUGAGUGCAGAAAGUCCCCUAGACCCCUCAAGGGACAUCGGCUCCACAGCACAUAAGAUAAUGUCAGUGCGUGCUGCGUGGCGGCGGGCGUAUUUGUCGCUGGCUUCUCGCCUGACAUCUGAGGUGCGGCGUGGUCCCCAAGAAGCCGACAGCAGCAGCAGAGCUGCAGCGGGAUCACCAUCAUAUGCUGCUGCAUCGCAGCAGCAAAAGCCUCUCUUGAGUUGUUUUUUUGGGGAUUCAUGGCCGGACCUGCCGGCAGCGAACAGCAGCAGCAGCAGCAGCAGCAGCAGCAAGAAGAACAGCAGCAGCAGCAGCAGCAGCAGCAGUGAAGGUAUCGCCAGCCUGCGGCCCGGCAUCCUGGUGACGAAAGCUGUUCAAGAGGAAACCGAUGAAGCGGUGCAGCAGCUGCUGGAUGCCGCCAAGCGAAUACAGAAAGCAGCAGAAAAAAGAAAUAAUUUUGCUGCAGCAAAUCACAAAACUUUUGUUGAAUUGACAGAUGAAGAUGAUGAUGAUAAUGAUGAUGAUGAUGAAAUAAAUAGCAGCAACGAGAAACACUCAGAUACGAGCUCGUGCAGCGACGAGCCAACCGGGCUGCAGAAAUUCCCGUGGCUAAGAAAACAGCAGCAGCAGCAGCAGCAGCAGCAGCAGCAGCAGCAGCGGGAGCGAGCCAACCGGGCUGCAGAAAUUCCCGUGGCUAAGAAAACAGCAGCAGCAGCAGCAGCAGCAGCAGCAGCGGGAGCGGGAGAAGAAGAAGAAACACAAAGAAGGAAGAAAGAAACAAAAGACUUCACGGAAAGGCAACACUCCAGCGACGACGACUCCAGUGUAGUUGAAGUGCAGCAGCAACAGCACCAGGAGCAGCAGCUGCUGCUGCAGCAGCAGCGAAAGCAGCAGGCACGAGAGGCAAACAGGCAAAAACGGAAAAAACGAAAACAACUCCAAGCGAGCAGACUAAGAGAGAAAUUGCGAAAGUGUGAAUAG
Molecule: messenger RNA, 990 nt
Organism: Eimeria mitis
Lineage: Eukaryota; Apicomplexa; Conoidasida; Eucoccidiorida; Eimeriidae
Exons: 5
Coding region: 1-990 (329 amino acids)
Biological process (GO): regulation of transcription by RNA polymerase II
Cellular component (GO): nucleus
Molecular function (GO): transcription cis-regulatory region binding
Source: RefSeq, a predicted model, not a curated record